Molecule: messenger RNA, 1157 nt
Organism: Diatraea saccharalis (sugarcane borer)
Lineage: Eukaryota; Metazoa; Arthropoda; Insecta; Lepidoptera; Crambidae
Source: the annotation of a GenBank genome assembly
GUGGGCAUAUACAAUUUUUUACUGUAAUAAUAAAUAAAACCAAUAAAACAUAAAUUAUAUAGAUACUAUUGGCGUUUUUUUUUAAUUGGUAUCAACAAGUCAAUCUGAAAAUGGCUGCAUUAGUUGUACAAUCGCGCUUUGCCGGAUUAAAAAUUGAGGACGACGAUUACCCACCCACUAGUGAGAAUCAAAAGUCUAAGAAAUCAAAAACAGCCACUACAAAAAAAAGUGAACCGGUGAAAAAAGCUAAAAUUAAUAACAACAAAACUCAGCAAAACGCAACCAAGAAAAAAAAGCCAAAACAAAAUGCAGGUUCUUCUAAUCAGUGGGAACUGUGGAAGCAAAAGGAUGCAGAACUUGUUGAUGGAAAUUUCGAAAGUGAAUUGCAACAGGCUAUACUUUUGUCUAAAUUGGAUUAUGAAGAAAAGAAAGAUGUUUACAAACAAAUGAAAAAAGAAGCAGACAUAGAGAAGAAAGUAAUGGAGCAAAACUCUCGUGCAAGCAACAAAAAGCAAAAGAAAAAGACUAUAAUGAGUCUUGACCAAUUCAAUGACAUGAUGAAUGCUGGGGAAGACAUUGCUAAAUUUGAUAAUGAAGAAUGCAAUGAUGUAGAUGAAGUUAAAGUAUCUUUAAAAGACACUGAAUUCUUCGAAAGAGUAAAAGAUGAUACAAGGAAUGAGCUAAUUAAAGAACAAAUUAAUGAUAGAGUUCGACAUCGGCAGUCACUUUCAGAUGAUAUUAUCACAAGGGUUCAGUUUAUAGACACAAUUGAGAAAAAAGAUAAAGAAAUAGAGCUGUUAAGACAAGAAAUUACAAGUCUCAAACAGGAACUUUUGACUGUGAAGUGCAGAAAUAAAAAAUUAUGCAACAUACUUGGGCAAGGUGAAAUGAAAGACAAAGCAGAGGUAUUAGUGGAGGUAGAACGUUUACGAGCAGUUCAGACAGAGCUUACAGCCGAAAUAGCAGUUUUACAUACUGAUUUGGAGAAAGAACGCUCCAAGAACACCCAAGAUCCACGGAGUAAAGAUAAGAAGCAUCACACAAAAAAGAAAAAUAUUCGUUUUGAUGUUUCAUCUGAAGCAUUACUAGCAAAAGAAUCAAGUGCAGGAACUGGUUAAUUGGGUGCAUCAUUAUUUAUAAUUAAAUCGUAAUAUUAC